Orbicella faveolata is the source of this 5186-nucleotide messenger RNA. RefSeq lists its product as uncharacterized. Gene Ontology annotation, molecular function: transmembrane receptor protein tyrosine kinase activity; ATP binding. Gene Ontology annotation, biological process: positive regulation of kinase activity; cell surface receptor protein tyrosine kinase signaling pathway; protein phosphorylation. Lineage: Eukaryota; Metazoa; Cnidaria; Anthozoa; Scleractinia; Merulinidae. The record is from RefSeq and is a predicted model, not a curated record. Gene Ontology annotation, cellular component: plasma membrane; signaling receptor complex.
UCCACAAAAACCAAUUCGACCAGGAUAAAGAACCCGCAUAGAAACCAGCUAAUAAGGCUGAUGGGGCUUUCUCUCGUAAUAUUGUAAUUUAUUUUUAACUUAUUUAUUUACGUUGCGGGGACAACGCAAAAUGAUGCAUGAAAUUCAGUUGUGUCGAAUUCGUCGGUCAUGAAGCAGGAACAAAAUGACCCCAGUUCUAAAUGCCGCAUUGUGAGCACUGCUUUUGCACACUGUCCCAGCUAAAACAAAGAAAUGAACCAAUAACCUCUUCGUGUGCACCUGCUUGCUUACUGUCCCUUCAACAUGGGUCCUAUGCGUAGACACGAAUGGGCUUGUCCCCGCUUCACUCUUAGAGCUUGCCGUACUCUGAUUCUAUUGAAUGAUAGAAUACAAGUCACUCAACCAAACCACUUGCAAUAUUUGCAUAAGAACACUAGUAUAAAUUUAUUAAUUAUAGAUGGUGCGAUGCAACUUCAAUGAGAAUGAAGUGAGAAACUACAAUGGCAGUCGGUUACACUUACCCACUCUUUAACUUAACUUAGCACAUUAUAAGAAGUCACGCAACUGUUAUACACCCGACUGGGGCACAUGAUUAUCAGCUAGGCAUGCGCGAUUCAAGCGGAUUUCUAAUCAGUAUUUUCCAGGGUCGCUCGGUUCUCGAGUGCUGGUCAAGGGGAAUGAAGAAUUUGGGUUCCAGGUUGAAGUGACCCUUUGUUAUAGAAAGUCACUUUUUAAUUCAUGUUUCAUUUCUUUGUAGCCGAGAUUAUUUACAGAUUACCAAUGAGAAGAAUCGGGUGUUUGGCAGAUACUGUGGCCACAUGGCUGGAAAGACAGUUUUUGCAUCUGGACAAUACGCCUUGAUAGAAUUCCACUCAGACAGCAAAAGUCAAAACAGAGGAUUUCUGAUGAGUUUUUCAGCUGUUGUGCCACCCUCUGUGCCAGAACCUGUCGCCUUCUACCCUUUGAAUGCUCGCUAUGAAGCCGCAGAAAAAGAGAACAGGCAGCCAAAGGGAAUCAUGAGAGAUGUUGCGAUUACAAACGGACCCUACAACGAACCAGGCGGAGCGUACAUGUUUUAUGGCACUAAUAGCAGCUACAUCGAGUUUCCGAAUAGAGGGGGCCUGGACACUCGGUUCUCAAUCACACUAAUGUGCUGGGUUGAACCCGGAGGCCAAGAUGGAUCACUAAUCACAUACGGAGGUUCUGAAUUGGGAGUCCAGAUGCGGAUUGUUGACGGCAAACUUUAUAAUCAAAUCGUCAAGCAAAGAAAUUCUCAACUACUUCCUAAUAUAACAGCUGCUGAGGUUCUUCCAGCAGGAAAGUGGGUUCAUGUUGCAGCAAGUUACGAUCACAACACCGGAAAUAACUCGCUGUAUAUCAAUGGACAUUGCAGUGUCUCGAAAAACAUUGGUAAAGGUUAUGAGAUUAAAACCAUCCCGAAUGUUCGGAUGGGGUAUAGUACUUUAAAAGGGAAAAUCGCAGAGAUGAAGGUUUACGAUGUCGCACUGAACGAGGCACAGAUACAAACGUCGAUAAGACAAGUUCCACCAAUGGUAACAUUCCCAGCUGCUCUGUUAGUAAUAGAAGGAGGCAUGCUGUCAUGUUCAGCCAGAGGAACUCCUCCCAUAUACACAGCACUGAUAGGGAACUCUACAGUACUGGUAAAUACAACAAACACUGCAACCAUCCGUUUGUACAAGGAUGGAAACUACACUUGCCAGGCCAUCAACCAGUAUGGAACUGAUGUGAAAGAACUCCAAGUCAAUUUCACAACGUUUGGCCCAGAGAUCGGCUUUCUGAUCAGUGAAGGAUAUCCUGUCAGCUACCCAAGGUAUGCGGACAAUGUACAUACAUAUCCUAUUCCAGAAGGCUGGUCGAUGAACAUUUACUUUCAGGAUUUUGAUGUGGAAGAAAGUCCAUUUUGCAGCAAAGACUUUUUGAGAAUUACCGACGGGAUGGGGAAAAGACAACGUUACUGUGGUAACAAGACUGGUCAAAAUCUUCGCGUGACUGGAGACCAAGUGGAAGUAAUAUUUCAUUCAGACGGAGAGAUUGAGCGAGGAGGAUAUCUACUAAAUUUCACUCUGGUUUCGUUGCCCUCGGUUUCAAGCGGGUGUGGUCCAGUGAUUAAUAACACACUCAAAAGUCCCGGAUAUCCUAAUGAUUACCCAAGUAAUACAGAUUGUGUUUCUUCGGUUCCUAUUCCACAAGGCAUGGUGAUUAAUAUUACCAUUAACCAACUUUACCUGGAGGAUGGUACAUCUUGCAACCGAGAUUAUUUACAGAUUACCAAUGAGAUGAAGCGGGUGUUUGGCAAGUACUGUGGUCACAUGACUGGAAAGACAGUACUUGUAUCGGGAAAAUACGCCUUGAUAAAAUUCCACUCAAACAGGAGAAUUCAAAACAGAGGAUUUCUGAUCAGUUUCACACCCUCUGUGCCAAUACCUGUCGCCUUCUACCCCUUGAAUGCUCGCCAUAAAGCCACAGAAAAAGAGUACAGGCAGCCAAAUGGAACCCUGGGAGAUGUUGCGAUUACAAACGGACCCUACAACGAACCAGGCGGAGCGUACAUGUUUUAUGGCACUGUUAGCAGCUACAUUAAGUUUCCGAAUAAUGGGGGCCUGGACACUCAGUUCUCAAUCACACUGAUGUGCUGGGUACAACGCACAGGCCAAGAUGGACCACUAUUCAGCUACGGAGAUUGGGGAGUCCUAAUGUGGAUUGUGGACGGCAAAUUCUUGAAUCAAAUUGUAGAAAAAUCUUCCAAAACACUGACUAGCAUAAAAACUGCUGAGGUUCUUCCAGCAGGAAAGUGGGUUCAUGUUGCAGCAAGUUACGAUCACAACACCGGAAAUAACUCGCUGUAUAUCAAUGGACAUUUCAGUAUCUCGCAAAACAUUGGCAAAGGUUAUGAGAUUGCAACUGACCCCCGCACAGUUCGAAUGGGUUUUAGAGAUUGCAAAAGCACGACAUAUUUCAAAGGGAAAAUCGCAGAAAUGAAGGUUUACGAUGUUGCACUGAACAAGACACAGAUACAGACAUCGAUAAGACAAGUUCCACCAAUGGUAACAUUCCCAGCUGCUCUGCUAGCAAUACAAGGAGGCAUGCUGUCAUGUUCAGCCACAGGAACUCCUCCCAUAUACACAGCACUGAUACGGAACUCUACAGUACUGGUGAAUACAACAAACACUGCAACCAUCCGUCUGGACAAGGAUGGAGACUACACCUGCCAGGCCAUCAACCAGUAUGGAACUGACGUGAAAGAACUCCAAGUCAAUUUCACAACGUUUGGCCCAGAGAUCGGCUUUCUGAUCAGUGAAGGAUAUCCUGUCAGCUACCCAAGGUAUGCGGACAAUGUACAUACAUAUCCUAUUCCAGAAGGCUGGUCGAUGAACAUUUACUUUCAGGAUUUUGAUGUGGAAGAAAGUCCAAAUUGCGGCAAAGACGUUUUGAGAAUUACUGACGGGAUGGGUACAAGACAACGUUACUGUGGUAGCAAGACCGGUCAAAAUCUUCAGGUGACUGGAGACCAAGUGGAAAUACUAUUCCACUCAGACGGAGCGAUUGAGCGAAGAGGAUAUCUGCUAAAUUUCACUCUGGUUUCAUUACCCUCGGUUUCAAGCGGGCCUACGAAGAGGAAUUCUGGUCAACCAACACAAGAAACCGCGAUCUUCAAUGAGAGGAUGAUUUACAUCGUAUCUGGUAUCACGUUCAUUCUGUUGUUGGUGCUAUGUUUUAUUCUUGGUUUCUGGUGCUACAGACGGUCUCAUCACACACGAAUCAAAAGAUCAGCUCGUUCAGCUCGCAAAAUUAUCCCACUAGACAAGUGGGAACUUCUUCCCGAGCAAAUAGAAUAUCAGGAAGAGCUGGGCCGAGGAGCGUUUGGUGUGGUUUACAAAGCAACUCUAAAGAGACGAGUUGGAAUAGAAGUAUCAGCUCGUUCAGCUCGCAAAAUUAUCCCACUAGACAAGUGGGAACUUCUUCCCGAGCAAAUAGAAUAUCAGGAAGAGCUGGGCCGAGGAGCGUUUGGUGUGGUUUACAAAGCAACUCUAAAGAGACGAGUUGGAAUAGAAGUGUUUGAGACUGGAAAGACACUGAAGCCCGAGGCACCAUGCCAGGUGGUUGCAGUCAAAGAACUGCAAGAUGAUCCGAGCAAAGAACAAAAAGAAGAGUUCUUGCAGGAGAUAGAGCAGAUGAAGCUGUUGGGUGCACACCAGAAUAUUGUAUCCCUGGUUGGUUGUUGCACUUUGCAGGAGCACAAGUUCCUGGUGAUAGAGUACGUUCCGUUUGGUGAUCUGUUGCAGUGGUUGCGAUGCAGGAGACGAUCGAUCAAUCGAAACCAAGGCACUGAUGGUAACGAGGAGAAGAAAUUUUAUGAAGAAAAGGACAUAUUCAGUGCUCUAAAAGAAGUGAGCGAAUGUGAACAAGGAGAACAAGACCUUCAGGAUGAAAAUCGGGCCUUGGCAAUUCUUGGUGGUUUACAAGUUAACAAAGAAAUCGCCAUGUCCUCUGGACAGCUUUCUCAGGAAAAAAGCAACGAUUUACUUCCUCAGGAAAACAUCGUAUUGAUCCCGAUACCAUCGAUAUCAAAAGAAAACAGCAACGCUGUCGCCAUAUUGAUAUCAAGUGAAAGUAUUGAUGAUGACGAAAACGAAGACGACUUCCUGGAUCAGGAAGGAAUGGAACUGCUGCCGAUGCCAUGGACAUCACAGGAAAACAGCAACCCAAAAAUAGAACUGCUGCCGAUACCAUCGACGUCAAAGGGAAGCAGCAACGCUUCCGCCAUAUUGAAAUCAAGUGAAAGUGAUGAUGAUGACGACAACGAAGAAGACGACUUCCUGGAUCAGGAAGGAAUGGAACUGCUGCCGAUUCCAUCGACAUCACAGGGAAACAGGAACGCUGCCGCCAUAUUUAUAUCGACUGAAAAUAUUGAUGAUGAUGACGACGAAGAAGAAGACAGCUUUACUACUCAAAAGCUGUUUUCCUUUGCUUGGCAAAUAGCAAAGGGAAUGAAUCAUCUCGCAGAGAAAGGCUUCAUUCAUCGUGACCUUGCAGCUCGUAAUAUUCUGAUCAAUCGAAACCAAGGCACUGAUGUUAACGAAGAGAAGAAAUGUUAUGAAGAGAAGGAAGUAUUCAAUGCUCAAAAAGAAGUGAGCGAAUGUGACCAAGUAGGUGCCUUACAUUAA